UGGUUUCGCAGCUCAGCGCGUUUGUUCUCGUUCAGUGUGUGUUUGUGUGUUGACUGCAGCGGUGAUCUCAAUUAACGAUAAACGAACAUGUCUGUGGCUUUCGCACCGCUCCGGCAGCGUGCUAAAGGCGAUAUAACGCCUGCCGGGAUACAAAAGUUGCUGGAUGAAAACAAUCAGUUGAUUCAGUGCAUCAUGGAUUUCCAGAGUAAAGGGAAAACAGCUGAAUGUUCACACUACCAACAGAUGCUACACAGAAAUCUAGUGUAUCUGGCCACAAUAGCAGACUCCAAUCAGAACAUGCAGUCUCUGCUUCCCGCCGUGAGUAUUUAUUCCCAGUCUCCCAUCUGAUACA
Sinocyclocheilus rhinocerous is the source of this 352-nucleotide messenger RNA. RefSeq names its product protein SSXT-like. NCBI's taxonomy places the organism in Eukaryota, Metazoa, Chordata, Actinopteri, Cypriniformes, Cyprinidae. Gene Ontology annotation, biological process: positive regulation of transcription by RNA polymerase II. Gene Ontology annotation, molecular function: transcription coactivator activity. The record is from RefSeq and is a predicted model, not a curated record. The coding region runs from base 88 to 348 and encodes 86 amino acids. The transcript is spliced from 3 exons. Gene Ontology annotation, cellular component: nucleus.